AUGGACGAGCAACGCUUUAAGGAGGUGUUUAAAGAUGCCGCAGCUGAAAUCGUUCAAGAGCUGCGUGAGUUCCGUGGAGAAUUUAGAGAAUUCCGAGAAGAAACGAAGAGGGAAAUGGACGAAAUAAAGAAAGAAAUGGGACAGCAUAAGUCCAAAAUGAAAGGCAUGAAAGAACGCGCGACCGCAGUAGAGGAAAGGGUUAACUGCGCCGAAGAAAGAGAAACUAUACUUGUGGAAGUGAUGGAAACGCUCACACAAGAUAUGGACGAGAUCCAGAAGCGGGUUGAGUACCUAGAAAAUAAAUCGAGGCAGAUGAACGUGCGCAUCUACAAUGUGAAGGAGAAUAAUGACCCUGCUAAUAUGAGAAAUUUUGUAGAAACGCUUCUACAUGAAACUCUGCAAAUCCCGAAAGAACAACUGGGAAUCGUGGCAGCGCACCGUUCUGGGGCAACCCAAAAGGCAGACGCAUCAGGGAACAAGCCACGAAGUAUCAUCGCUCGCUUUCCGACUUGGGAGGCCAAGCAACAGGUGCUGAAGGCGGCAUGGGGGAAGAAAGAAGUGCUCUACCGCGGAGGCCGCAUCUACCUGGAUCAAGAUUUCACAGCGAAACUACAAACCCAAAGGAAAGGCUUCAUGCGUAUCCGAAGCCAUCUGAGGGAGAAGGGUAUUAAAGCGCAUGUCCGAUACCCAGCGAAGCUGUUUGUGUUGGAAGAAAACGGCACGAGGAUUUUCAACACUCCACAGGACGCAGAGCAGGCCUAUGGCCUCACCCCAAGCGCUAGGCCUAAGGACCGAGGAGAAUGGGUGCACCAGCUGAAACUAUUGGGAUGGGAGAGGGUGAGGAAUGGGAGUGAAGGCUGA
Molecule: messenger RNA, 861 nt
Organism: Knipowitschia caucasica
Lineage: Eukaryota; Metazoa; Chordata; Actinopteri; Gobiiformes; Gobiidae
Source: the annotation of a GenBank genome assembly